UGUAUUACUGACGGUUUAUAUAUGAUAAUUUUUACCUCUAAUAAUACAACUUCUACAAUAACUAUCAGUGUCAUCAUUCUGCAUUUUACUGUGGAUACACUAAAUGAUAAAACGUUUAAGCAAAAGUUUUGCUUUUUUAUAUUGGUUUAAGAAGCAGGAUUUUGCACUAAUAUCUGUAUUAAUAUGCAAUGCUGGAAAGUUACAAUCUGAUGUACCUUUAAAAACGUAUGUUGAACUUUAUGCAUGUAUACGAUUAGACGAAAACGUUUCGAUUGAAAUCAAAUUCAACCAGGGCAGUAGCUGUUUCCGCUGAAAUGUAAGAACAGAGCUCUCUGUUUAGCUGAACUUUUAUUGGAUCGAUCUGCGCUUCAUAUGUUAUAAUCGGACCUGCUAUUUGUGGUUGAUAAUCGGUUCAACUUGUGAUUUUUAGCUUUUUAAACUGGAAUAGAAUACUUCUGCUAACAAUGUUAACUAAAUGUUUCAUAGCCUCAGUUUGUAAGCAAAUAUUAAAGUGGAUAAGUUUAAUCAUUACAAACAUUAAAAACUGGAAACUUAGCAAAGAUGUUAUUCCUCAGUUACAUAGCAAGGAAUCUUCUUUAACCAGUCAUCUCAUGCGCAGAAGAGGACUCUUAAAUAGACCAUUUCGACCUACAUUCCUUCUUUGCAAUGGAUACAUUCAGACAAUUGCAGGACUCUUGUACAGACCUUUGCAGGAAUACAAUUUUCAACGGGAAUAUUUACAAAUGCCUGACAAAGGUGUUGUCGCCUUAGACUGGUUCAUUGAGUCAACGGAAAAGUUAAGAAGAAACAGUCUUAUUAUAGUAAUUUUUCCUCGGCUAACUGGUGAUGCCCUAAGUGUUGGUAGAAUUUGCAGACUCGGUGCUUCGAAAGGAAUGAGGUCAGUUGUGUUCAAUAGACGUGGACAUGGUUCAAGUUUGCUUACCACGUCUUGUCUAACAAGCAUAGGCGACACAAAAGAUACUAGAACAGUAAUGGAAUAUAUCCUACAUAAAUUUCCAUACGGGAGGAUAGUUGGAAUGGGAAUAGGUGCCGGCUGUACCACUUUGUUCUCCUAUCUUGGCGAGUUUGGGUCUUCUGCCGUGAUGAAGGCAGCGAUAAAUAUAUCCCCAUCUUAUGACAAUACUGUUGGCGGACUACAUAUUCCAAAAUUCUAUGAAAUAUUUCUGUUAUUUUAUUUCAAAUUGAUGUUAUUAAGAAACUGGAAAGUUUUGUGGAAAGCAUUAGAUAUGAAAACGGUAAUAUUAAGAACAUGGACACUCAAACAAUUUGAAUAUCUUUUACAUUGUAAACUAUGUGGAGAAGAUACAUUUGAAUCUUUCUGUCAGCGGAAUGACCCAAUGAGAGACGUAGACGAUAUUGCAGUCCCAGUUCUUUGUGUUAAUAGUCAAGAUGACCAAGUUUCGGUAAAGGAAAAUAUUCCAUUUGAUAUCUUUGAUAUGUAUCCGAAUCUACUACUUGUUACAGUUGAAAAGGGUGGACACUGUGCGUUCUAUGAAAAUGUCCAAGGUGAUUCAUGGGUGGAAGAGCUCGCGAUAAAUUACAUACAGCAUGUUUCAGAAUUUGUAUCGAAUUCUAAACUGCGAUGAACUGAUUUAUAUUGUAUAUGUACUUGAAUGCCAGUGCAGCUAACAUUUAAUAUGUUAAUUUAUUCAGUCCGAUAAAACGCUAUGAUUGUGUACAAUGACAAUUUAUACAAGCUCCUAUUUACAAUAAUAGUGCAACAGUAAAACGAUUGCUGAAGUACCAACUUUCCGUGAUCUAGUUUGUUGUCUUCCAACCUCGCUCUUCAAACCAACAGUCAGGAUGACGCCCAGUUAUAACUGGAGCUUAAUAAAAUAUCUGACAGUAGGGUGUUCAUACCAAAGCUGUAUUCUGACUUUUACGAACUUUAUCAAUAUAACUAAUAUAUGAUACACAAUAUACUAUAUUUAUACUAAAUAAAACAGAAGUAUUUAUCCUUUCAUCUUAUAGGCUAAGGCUUUUUACCGUUACGUUUAAUAGUUUGGUCGGAAUUUUACUAAGACAAAAUGCAUUGAUACAUACUUAAUGCUGACAACUGGCUCCUUUGUCACAGUUUCCUAGAUGUUUGGGUCACGUUGUUGUAUAGGGGUACGUUGACCUAUCACAGUUCAUCACGUUGGUUUUAACCAGUGCGUUAGGGCAUACUCAUUUCAAACGUCUCUCCAGUAAGUUAUAUUGCCAUAUUACGGAUAUCAGUUUUCCACAACCAGUAUCGUCAAAUACGUGAACAAACGAUAUGGAUGUGGCCACCUUGAAUUUCUAACAAAGAACUUAACUAGAUAAUUUCCUAUUCAAGAUGUAAUCACUUCACAUGUUGUAUCAACCUUUAUGGCAGUCGGGUUGGAUUCAGCAGCGAAAUGUGUAAAGGACUAUUGAAGUGAAAUAAAUAAUUCAUAUGGUUACAAACAAUGA
Messenger RNA from Mercenaria mercenaria, 2454 nucleotides. Its product is annotated as protein ABHD15-like. Lineage: Eukaryota; Metazoa; Mollusca; Bivalvia; Venerida; Veneridae. Gene Ontology annotation, molecular function: monoacylglycerol lipase activity; short-chain carboxylesterase activity. The transcript has 2 exons. The coding region runs from base 465 to 1607 and encodes 380 amino acids. The record is from RefSeq and is a predicted model, not a curated record.